AUGUUUGUCACUGUGAUGUUUGGAGCUGGUUGCCAGGAGCUGGUGAACCCCCGGUGCAGCCUGGUGAACUUCACUGUGCAUCUGAAACAGAAGGCCCAGGUCCCCCCAGAUGUGACCAUUGCCCUCCUGGCUGAGGAUGGGCACCUUGUGAAGUUAGAAGAGGAAGUUACCCAGGCCCCUUCCAUGGCCUGUUCCCUGCUACAGGAGCAAGGGACCUAUGUCCUGGUACAGGUCAUUAAAGGGAAAGAUGGGACCCUCACCCACUAUGAGUCAUUACUGGACAACCUGGAUGACCAAUAUCCAGAGUUAGCAGAGGAGCUAUGCUGGCUCGCUGGCUUUCCAACCACAAGCAAUGGUCCGAGAAGACGCACGGGCGUCCGACGUGGCCACCGGGAACAAGGUCCCUCUUCCAAGUCUCGAAGGGUGACCUCCCUCUCAUCUAGAAACCGCUAA
Molecule: messenger RNA, 453 nt
Organism: Grammomys surdaster
Lineage: Eukaryota; Metazoa; Chordata; Mammalia; Rodentia; Muridae
Gene: CUNH22orf15
Product: chromosome unknown C22orf15 homolog
Exons: 5
Coding region: 1-453 (150 amino acids)
Source: RefSeq, a predicted model, not a curated record